Molecule: messenger RNA, 561 nt
Organism: Dermacentor andersoni
Lineage: Eukaryota; Metazoa; Arthropoda; Arachnida; Ixodida; Ixodidae
Source: RefSeq, a predicted model, not a curated record
CGCCUUUUUAACGCACCGUUGUGUUCUCUGACCGGCGCAUGCGCAAAUCUCAAUAUCAACAAACGUCAACGCACGUGUGCCAAUGGCGGAAGAUGCUGCGAUUAGAAACUUUCGAGAUUUCCUUCUAAUAUACAACAGGAUGACCGAGACAUGCUUCCGACACUGCGUGAACAACCUUAAUUAUCGGGACCUAACGCCGGAUGAGAGCGAGUGCGUGGAUCGCUGUGCCGGCAAGGCAAUAAGUGUCAACCACAGAAUGAUGUCCAUCUACAUGGAAGUCCAGCCAGAAAUGAUGAAGCGCUCUAUAGAAGCACAGCAACAGCUAAAUGCACAACAAAGUGUGGAAAGCCCGAGUUAGUACUACGUAAUGUUAUUUUAUGGGGAACUGCAGUCACAACAGCAGCAGUUUGUGGAAUGCUGGGCAGUGUAGUAAUCCUAUUUCAUGUGGAGUUCUGUACAGCGUAUGGGUGUCACCAGAGGGGCCAUGUGGCUAUUGGUGUCAUUGCUAGUGGUGUUUAACUUUCUUGUUGAUCCAUCUCAAUAAAUGUUAAUGGCUCUUGA